Messenger RNA from Malaya genurostris, 5397 nucleotides. It is a transcript of the gene NAT1, whose product is annotated as eukaryotic translation initiation factor 4 gamma 2. The record is from RefSeq and is a predicted model, not a curated record. NCBI's taxonomy places the organism in Eukaryota, Metazoa, Arthropoda, Insecta, Diptera, Culicidae. Gene Ontology annotation, cellular component: eukaryotic translation initiation factor 4F complex. Bases 519 to 3479 code for a protein of 986 amino acids. Gene Ontology annotation, molecular function: protein binding; mRNA binding; translation initiation factor activity. The transcript has 5 exons.
CGUCCCAGUACACCGUUAGGAUUCACCGUUCAACGUACCACUCGUUCGAACCAGGGAGGAAUCAGCCACUACAGAAGCAACAGCAAGGCUAUCCAACACCGCCACUGGUUGCCGUUUCUUCUUUCACCAUUCCCGGAAAAAUAGAGAAGAUAGCGGUUCCGUCGUCGGUUGGGUUGCGGAGUGCAUAUCCUACUGGUAGUCCGUUGCUAACCUCCAAGACGGAAGACCCCAGGCAAACGGGGACAGAGUCUCGUGCCACGGGGAGGGAAAAUCAAGUCCCCCCCGCUAGCCGACGCUGGGUCCCUCCAUCACUGAGACCGCAACAUGGACUCACCGAAGAGGCCAGAAUUGAUUCGAUUUUCCGUAAAGUACGCGGUAUUUUGAAUAAAUUAACUCCAGAGAAAUUUCAAAAGCUCAGUGAUGACCUGUUGAAGCUCGACCUAAACUCAUCCAAGAUUCUAAACGGAAUUAUCCUGCUGAUAUUUGACAAAGCUUUAGAUGAACCCAAGUACUCGUCUAUGUACGCACAGCUGUGCAAACGGAUCGAGAAAGAACUAGAGAUCGAUAUCGACAAAACAAAGUCCAAUACCUUCCUGCAAAUAUUGCUAAACGUUUGUCGCGACAAGUUCGAAAACCGAGUCCAAUACAGUGAGAAGAUCAUCAAUUCAGAACUCGCUCUAACCGAUGAUUUGGAGGAAAAGAAAAAUGUGGCCAAACAAAAGAUACUGGGUAAUGUUAAGUUCAUCGGCGAAUUGUACAAGCUCGACAUGCUGGGUGAGCCACAUCUGCACAAGAUGUUGCGCUCACUCUUCACCAAUAAGUCGGGUGCGACGACGGAGAAAAAUUGCGAGGACAUGGAAUGCUUGGCACAGCUCAUCAAGACAUGCGGAAAGAAUCUGGAUACAGAGCUGGGAAAACAGCUGAUGGAUCAGUACUUCGAUCGGAUGGAACAGUAUUCCCAGUCGAGCAAAUUUCCACCGCGCAUCCGGUUUCUAUUGCGUGAUCUAAUCGAGCUGCGCAAAAACAACUGGACACCGAGAAAGGUGGCCCGUGUUGAAGGACCGGCUCCGAUCCAGGAGCUCACAAACGAGGAUGACCUGGUGCUGCGGCCGCCAUACGGCAGUCGAGGCCGCGACUAUCGGAAUUCGGAACGGGGCGAUCAGCGGGACUGGAUUAGUAAGUUCUCACUUAAUCCACUCAACUUCAACGACAGUUUCAACCUGCUGAGCGUUUCUAGUCCAUCACCAUUGAUACCACCAACGUAUUCAAAUACCCAAAACGGUUAUGGUAACCGUGACCAUCGCGACAACGGUGGUGGUGGAGGUAAUUAUCGCAUGCACAAUAACCGUGGCGGUACCGGUCAAAACCAGCAUAACAGCUACCACGGCAAUGGUGGCAACAAUAACAACAUGCGUUUCAACAAGCACAACAAUCAUCAUGGUGGUCGGGAUGGUGGCGGUAAUCAGAACCAUCACCACCAGAAUAGUGGCGGUGGAUCGAAUGUGCACAAUAUGUCCUACCAGAACCGAGACAGCAUGAUGAACAACAAGGAUUUAGCGCCACGGUUCAAACGUAAUCUGAUUCCGCAGAAUCCGGUCGAGGAUCUGCAGAUGCGUCCUACACCGAACAGUUUGCUGUUUAAGACCCAAAAUAUGAACAUGAAGACGCAGUUGCCGAUAUCGCAAACGCCUUCAUCGCAGUCGAGCAAACCGAGCGGUUACAACUCAUCGCAACUUGGCGAUUUUCCGUCACCGCUGACCACCCGAACGCUCUUGAGUGAGCAACGCGCGGCGUCUGCUGGUAAUAGUGCCUUUGGGGCAAACACCGGCAAUAGCGGUUUAUACAAUCAAUCCUCUUCGUCAUCCACAAAUAGCAGUGGACUUGGCUCUGGUAGUACUUCUGCAGGAGGACUCAGUAGUGCUGGUGGUUUCAACAACCCUACACCAAUUGGUCAGCAGAAUACACCGAGGAACCUGAGCCCAUUAUCAAACCAACAAACUCAGUUAGGUCGUAACAAUACACACAAUCAAAAAUCUCAAUCCAACCAACAGAUUGUCAAUUCAGCAUCUGUCACAACACCAAUUAACAAUACUCUCCAAAAGGAGCAGGUCAUUAUCAAACAGGUUUCUUCGGAAAAGACCGAGAAAAAGGGAAAGAAGGAUAAGGGUCCUAACAAGGAAGAAUUUUUGAAGAAGGUUUCCAUUUUCGCUUCCGAGGUGUUGCUGGACAACCUGAAGGGGCAAAUCGAGCAAGAUAAGCAAAAACGUAAUGAAAAACCAAUCGAGAACGGUGCCGUGCAGGUGGUUGUUGUGGAAGUGGUUGAUGAAAUUUCGAAUCCGGAUACUAUCAACGAGGCAGACCUUAAGGUGAAGACAGAGGAUGACAAGUCCUCAGAGAAGGGAGAUGACGGUUCGGAAACAAUGAAAUCUGAAGACGAUGACAAAGUGACAACCGAGUCGCUGAUGGAUGAACUGGUGCGCGAGUUCUGUGAGCUGAAAAUACCAGAAAAGUUCAUGCGCGACUCAGUUAUCAAAGUCAUGAACGAAGUGCUAGACAAAGCAGAUCCAUUCCACGAAAAAAUUAUUGUAUUUCUACAGCGACUACGUAAACUGAACAAACUUUCCAACGGUGCCACGUUGGAAUCGUUCAAAGCGCUAGUCAAUUCCAUGAACGAGAAGGAAAAAACCAUCCCAAAAAUCACCACUAUUGUAGCGUCUCUAUUAUCACGAGCAGUUCCGGUUAAAUUAUGCAAACUUUCCGAUAUUUCCAACUACACCGACAAUGGGCAACACUACCCGCUGUUCCUGCUAGUGCUGCAACAACUGCACAAGCAGCUCGGAAAAUCGAAGCUACAGGAGAUGUUCCAACAAAGUAAAGUGAACCUGAUGAGUAGCCUUCCGGAAAGUGACCGUACUAAGGAUCGAAUGGCGGAGAUUCUCGAAGAUCGCAAUUUAAGCUUCUUGUAUCCACUACUGCGGGUGCAGGCCGAACUAUGGAAACAGAUUCAAGCCGAUGCCAAUCCACAACAGUUCUACAAGUGGAUCAAGGAAAACGUGGAAGCCAGUUGCUACAUCGAUCCAGGAUUCAUAACCGCUGUGAUGACGGUUUUGUUGAAAUAUAUCACCCAGGAAUCAUCUAAAUGUGCAGAUGAGAAGCAAGCUUUGGAAAAGGAAAUGGAAACGCUCAAGAAGUACUGUCCGGUGCUGAACGCGUUUCUCAAUGGUAACAAUGACUUGCAGCUGAUUGCCAUAUAUGCGAUGCAAGUGUACUGGUACAGCAUUGAUUUCCCAAAGGGAGUCCUAUUGCGUUGGUUCCGUGAGUUCUACGAACUGAGUGUAAUAGAGGAGGACGCCUUCCUGCGCUACAAGGAAGACGUCACCGAUAUGUACCCGGGUAAGGGCAAGGCACUGUUCCAGGUAAAUCAAUGGCUGACCUGGCUAGCGGAAGCAGAGGACGAAGACGAGGAGGACGAGGAGUAAAUAUUUCAAUUCGUGGUGUUUACACCAUGAUUCGAUUGAUGGUGAUUUAUGAAAUUUAGCAGAAAAGGUUUAUUUUUAUUGUAUUGUAAAUUCCAAUCGUACCUUUUGUAGAUUGUUUUUAAUUCUGGAUAAAAAUUUGCUUCUGAAAUGGAUGGAAAAAGGAGCUGUUUUACAUUAGUUGGAUUUGCUGAUUUUUUUUAUUUCCUUCUGUGUACCGAUCAGUGAUUGAUUAGUGACAAAAUCGUAGGUUAGCUAAUGAAAUUGGAAUUGGUGUUUUGGUUUGUUUUGAUGCGAAUGGUUGGGUAAAAUAGAUCACACAUACACAAACCCAUAAAUGUAACACCAGACACUCACACAAAGUAAACGGUAGCAGUCUAAUUGAAAUAGAAUAUCAUUACAAAAACUCAACCUAUAUAAAAAUAGAACUGUAAAAUGCAAAGAAAAUAGUGUUCUUCUCUGUUCGCCACUAAUUAGAUCAAUUUGUAUUCGCCAAAUGUGAGAGUAAUAGUGAAUCAAUCUAGUUCUACCAAUAAAAACAAGCAUGCUAAGAUCGAAUGGUGAGAAGAUCUAUAAUAGAUUGUAGUAACUGAAUGGAAGUGCAAUUGAAGCUUCUUUUGAAACAAAGCAUAGCGUGAGAUGAUUCGAUGGAACCUUUGUAUAUGGCAUUAGAUUUGACUUAUAGUGUAAACAACUAGUGUUUAAUUUUUGUAAAUGAUGCAAAUAUAGACAGAAAAGUAAAAAAUAUUGUGUGGUGAUGCAAGUUAGAUCUUGACUACUCGUCGGCACCGUUGAAAAUCACUCGUUCACUAGUAUUCACUCUGAUACAUACACACGCUCAUCGCAGCAGCUCCAGAAAACAUAUAACGGCAUUGUAUUAUCACUAAAAGGAAUGCUAAUCUGUCAUCGCCAAACCGAAUCGGUUGAAGCACCAUUUCCAAGGUGUCUUCUCCGUCAAAUCCUCAAACUUUUAGCAUAGCAUCUAUUUACGUUUAAGUCACGUGAGAGUCUUCUUUGAAGGAGAAGAACAGUUCCCCAACACCGAUAAACAAUCGGUCGUUAUAGUUUGUUGCUAAAAGAAGACUGAGAGGGAAACAAACGAAAAUUGAACUAAAUUCACAUUAAAAAAUAUCAAUCCACAUAAUAGAACAACCGUAGCUCGUAGGUAGAUUAAAUAUGAAUAUCUAGCCAAUUAUCCAAAUGGACGUAAGUUGAUUUCAUCAUCCCUUCAAAGUCCAUGGAAGUCCAAUAUACUAAUUCAAUCAAAACCUCUCAAGCUCUCGGGUCGCAAUAUCACACUUUCAAACUUUGUUCCGUUCGUUGGGAGAGCAUUAUUGUUAUUGUUCUUUUACCCAAAUUUAACCCGAGAGUCAAUUAUAGUGUUGGGAGAAGAACUUACAAUAUGUAUUGCAGACUUCUUAAUCUUCGGUAGUGCUUCUGAUGAAAAUACUGACUACACAAAAUUAACCAUUAAAUACACAUGAUGUAACAACUAGCAAAAACAGUCUCAAACUGUAAUAAUUACCUUCCGAUUCCGCAAAAUCUACAGACGAAAAACAGUCAGUCCCGCAAAGUUUCGUCGCUGAUUUUGGAAAACAGCGAUUCAAAAAAAGGAAGAAAGACUCUUGCAGUCCGUUCACCACGUCUUGAAAACAAAAAAACAUUUUAGUGAGAUAGGAUAUUUUCAUGGAUGGAGGCGCAAAAAGAAAAGUACGAAAAUAUGUAACACUAUCAUAACCUUGUAGAGAACGUGAAACAAAGAACUUAAAUCAGAAAUCUAAAGUAACGUAUUGCAAUCCGUAAGCUAACAAGUUUGUUGAAAGAAGAAAAAAAAAACUGAAAAGCAAAACAAAAAAAUGUGCAAAAUACAAGAAAACAACAAAAAUAAAAUCACGAAUUCGACAAACCUCCAAACCAUAAA